Molecule: messenger RNA, 1523 nt
Organism: Porites evermanni
Lineage: Eukaryota; Metazoa; Cnidaria; Anthozoa; Scleractinia; Poritidae
Source: the annotation of a GenBank genome assembly
AUGGGAAACAAAGAUUUAGAUAAAAAACGACCGAGGAUAAGCAGCUCUGGUACCGAUACGGAAUCCAUCGAAGCAGCCCAAGAUGGCGCCUACAUCAAAAUGACGCUAACAGAAUGUCAAAGUUUCUUAUUAAGACUUACAGCUAUCGAAGACAACACUAAAAUCCGUGAAGAACGAAUUCUUAAUCUGGAGGCUAGACUUGACGCAGCUCAAGUUGAACCUAAAGAAACAACUCCGUGAAGUCAAUAAGACAGUGAACAACACAAAAGAUUUCACAAAAGAGUCAAUGAGUCCAAAGACGAGGAUUGUUUCUCGCUGGUACGUGACGUCUUAACCCGAAAUUUAAACCUGCCACAGGACGAAGUCUCGAAUAUGAAGCUUUGCUGGGCACACCGUCUUGGCAAGCCAAACAGAAACAGAGCCCGACCUCUCAUUGCUCGCUUCACGUGUCGUGCUGACAGAGAUCGCGUCUGGAAGGCUCGUUACAGGCUGAAAAACUCGCGUAUUUCAAUGGGUGAAGACCUACCGAGGCACAUACAAGAAAUCAGAAAAAACGUCCUUAUCACGGCGCUGAAGAAGGUAAAACAAGAAACACCUUGCCACAAAGCUACCGUCGUAGGAGAUAAGUUAGUUGUUAAUGGAAAAGUUUAUUUUCAUUAUGACGUGUCGAAGAAAUGGCUCCCUGUCAACUCUUCAGUGAAUACCCAGGUGGAUUAUGGCAAUAGUACAACCGAAUAACAAGAACCAUUGCAAAGUCAAGAAGAAUCCUCUGNAAGUUAACACAACACAGUGAAUAUUACCGUUUUUGUACGUUUUCCACCAUACUAACAGUUACGAACAUGGGAAACAAAGAUUUAGAUAAAAAACGACCGAGGAUAAGCAGCUCUGGUACCGAUACGGAAUCCAUCGAAGCAGCCCAAGAUGGCGCCUACAUCAAAAUGACGCUAACAGAAUGUCAAAGUUUCUUAUUAAGACUUACAGCUAUCGAAGACAACACUAAAAUCCGUGAAGAACGAAUUCUUAAUCUGGAGGCUAGACUUGACGCAGCUCAAGUUGAACCUAAAGAAACAACUCCGUGAAGUCAAUAAGACAGUGAACAACACAAAAGAUUUCACAAAAGAGUCAAUGAGUCCAAAGACGAGGAUUGUUUCUCGCUGGUACGUGACGUCUUAACCCGAAAUUUAAACCUGCCACAGGACGAAGUCUCGAAUAUGAAGCUUUGCUGGGCACACCGUCUUGGCAAGCCAAACAGAAACAGAGCCCGACCUCUCAUUGCUCGCUUCACGUGUCGUGCUGACAGAGAUCGCGUCUGGAAGGCUCGUUACAGGCUGAAAAACUCGCGUAUUUCAAUGGGUGAAGACCUACCGAGGCACAUACAAGAAAUCAGAAAAAACGUCCUUAUCACGGCGCUGAAGAAGGUAAAACAAGAAACACCUUGCCACAAAGCUACCGUCGUAGGAGAUAAGUUAGUUGUUAAUGGAAAAGUUUAUUUUCAUUAUGACGUGUCGAAGAAAUGGCUCCCU